AUUCGCACGUGUCGUGUGGGAAUAGCACGUGGAGAAUAGCAAAAGGUCAGGCGAGGGAAGAUAGAGAGAUAUGUUACCGUCACUUGCGGUUGACAGAUGACGGAGCCGGAUUUUGCUUCACCGGCCAUCAUCCAUCGUUUAUAGCCACUGAGCCUCACACACACAUUAACCCUUUUCGUUUCUGACUCCAAAGUGAAGUAAAUUUCCAAACUUUGAACUUUUGGAGAUUGUGUUUCGUCUUCGACGUGAAGACUCUUUCGUUGCUCUUGUGUUGUGAGCAGGUCUUCUUUCUCAAAACCCAGGACUCACUCUCUGUAUAAGAAGAUGAAUGAUCCUUAGAAUCAUUCAAAUCUAUUGUAAAGCAUUCUAAUUGGGGCAAUAUCGAUUGAUCGCGAAUCAGCAAUGGAAUCAUCGAAGCCCAAAAACCGUAAUCCGAUGAAGAAACCUGUAUCCGUCACGAUGGAGCAUGUUCUAUUGGCGUUACGUGAGACUAGGGAUGAGAGAGAGAUCAGGAUUCGUAGUUUGUUUGAUUUCUUCGAUAAUUCGAAUUUAGGGUUCUUAGAUUAUGCCCAGAUCGAAAAGGGUCUUGCUUCGCUUCAGAUUCCUCCUGAGUACAAGUACGCUAGAGAUUUGUUUAGAGUCUGCGACGCCAAUCGCGAUGGGCGUGUGGAUUACCAGGAGUUUCGUCGAUACAUUGAUGCUAAGGAGCUUGAGCUGUAUAGGAUUUUCCAAGCCAUUGAUGUUGAGCACAAUGGCUGCAUUUUGCCUGAGGAGCUCUGGGAGGCUCUUGUUAAGGCCGGCAUUGAGAUCGAUGAUGAGGAACUCGCUCGUUUUGUGGAGCAUGUUGAUAAGGACAAUAAUGGGACUAUAACGUUUGAAGAAUGGAGAGAUUUCCUUUUGUUAUACCCUCAUGAAGCCACUAUUGAAAACAUUUAUCAUCACUGGGAAAGGGUGUGCUUGAUAGACAUUGGGGAGCAAGCUGUUAUACCGGAUGGUAUAAGCAAACAUGUGAAAAGAAGCAGAUUACUUCUCGCUGGAGGACUAGCCGGAGCUGUUUCUAGAACUGCAACCGCACCUCUUGAUCGUCUGAAGGUUGUUUUGCAAGUUCAAAGGGCACACGCAGGGGUCCUCCCGACUAUUAAGAAGAUAUGGAGAGAAGAUAAGUUGAUGGGUUUCUUUAGAGGUAAUGGGUUAAAUGUCAUGAAGGUUGCUCCUGAAAGCGCCAUUAAAUUUUGUGCUUACGAAAUGCUAAAACCCAUGAUUGGAGGGGAGGAUGGUGAUAUUGGUACAAGUGGGAGGCUUUUGGCAGGUGGAAUGGCUGGUGCAUUGGCUCAAACCGCUAUUUACCCUAUGGAUCUCGUGAAGACUCGGUUACAGACUUGUGUAAGUGAAGGUGGAAAGGCACCGAAGUUGUGGAAGCUCACAAAAGAUAUAUGGGUACGAGAGGGACCUCGGGCGUUCUACAAGGGUCUCUUUCCUUCUCUUCUUGGGAUUAUUCCUUAUGCAGGAAUUGACCUCGCUGCAUAUGAAACGCUAAAAGACUUGUCCAGAACAUAUAUUCUUCAGGACACUGAGCCGGGUCCUCUGAUACAGCUCAGCUGUGGAAUGACAUCAGGAGCUCUUGGAGCAUCAUGUGUUUACCCGUUACAGGUAGUAAGAACAAGAAUGCAAGCGGAUAGUUCAGAUACGACAAUGAAGCAAGAGUUUAUGAAAACGAUGAAAGGCGAAGGUCUGAGAGGUUUCUACAGAGGACUCUUACCCAAUCUUCUCAAAGUAGUUCCAGCGGCAAGCAUCACGUACAUUGUUUAUGAAGCUAUGAAGAAAAAUAUGGCUCUUGAUUAGCCAAUACGGUCUUGAAAUUUUCUCCGGGUUAGUUUAUUCUUUUUUGUUCCCAAGGGGUCACUCUAGGAGAUUAUGUGAGAAAAACAAAAACAAGACGAGAUUGUAACAUGUCUUCGGGUCGUUUGAUGUGUUCAAGACUCAAGUCUGUAAAACUCACAUCUCCAAAAAAGAUUUUGAAUGGUUAAUGAACUCACAGUUCCCUCA
Messenger RNA from Arabidopsis lyrata subsp. lyrata, 2046 nucleotides. Its product is annotated as calcium-binding mitochondrial carrier protein SCaMC-1. The record is from RefSeq and is a predicted model, not a curated record. The transcript has 4 exons. NCBI's taxonomy places the organism in Eukaryota, Viridiplantae, Streptophyta, Magnoliopsida, Brassicales, Brassicaceae. Gene Ontology annotation, biological process: transmembrane transport. The coding region runs from base 403 to 1842 and encodes 479 amino acids. Gene Ontology annotation, molecular function: ATP transmembrane transporter activity; calcium ion binding.